Messenger RNA from Vigna umbellata (rice bean), 1895 nucleotides. NCBI's taxonomy places the organism in Eukaryota, Viridiplantae, Streptophyta, Magnoliopsida, Fabales, Fabaceae. The record is from RefSeq and is a predicted model, not a curated record.
GAAAAAAUGUGUUAAAGCUCAAAUUGAAUAAAUUUAACUUUAUUGUGAAAUGAGAUGAGUCAUGAACACUUCAAUUCUAGUUUGUCAUAGGGGUAGGGGGCUUCAACUGUUGGUAUUAAAUGUUGCAGAAUUGGAAACUCUGUAUUUAAAUGCAACGGGGUCAGCCUUCAAUACAACUACAAUAAGAGGAAAAAUGUUAGGUGGGAACUCGUUCAAAAUUCAGACAAUUUUUAGUAUAAUAUUAUUUGACUAUGGUAUUCAAUAAUUUAGGGUAAAAAAAUGUAAAUUUAUGAAGUUCUUCUUGCAUAAAUAUAAUGCUCAUUUACACAAUUAAUCAAACGUUUAAGUGUACUGGAAUAGUAAGUGGAGAAUUCUUACAUGAGGACGGUGGUGAGUGGAAUGUUGAAGCUAUCUUUUUAUUUUUCUAAGUUUUUGAGUAGUUGUGAGUUGUGAGCAUGUACUGGUGCAAAAUGGCACCGAUUUCUGGUGUAAAAUGUGAGACCUGACCCAAUAAAAAAUGUGUUACAGAGAUAUUUUGAAAAGACUUGUCAAGAGCAUGUAGGGAUUCACAAUAAUUAUGAUAGUUCAGUGAAUUUCUUGAGUAGUUAAUAUUCCUUAAACAUGUUAGGUUAUUUUUUUUUAUCAUAGUUUUUUGGACUCUAGUAUGGCCUACUCGUUCUUUCUUACUCAACUUUGCAUCAGACACUACAAUAUGCAAUUAGAUCUGUACAUUGUCUUUUCUCCAUUCUUUUUCAAACCCAUCCAUUGCAUGACAUUUUCAUGGUCUUGGCUUUUGACUCCAUGUGAUGGAAUAAAAAUGGAAGAGUCAUAUGAGAAGAAUUCAAAAGGACUAGAAAUCUUCUGCAAAAGUUGGCUUCCUGAAGCAUCUACGCCAAAAGCAGCACUAUUUUACUGUCAUGGUUAUGGAGACACUUGCUCCUUUUUCUUUGAAGGAAUUGCUAGAAAACUGGCAUCAUCUGGAUAUGCAGUUUUUGCCAUGGAUUAUCCGGGAUUUGGUCUAUCAGAAGGUCUUCAUUGCUUUGUUCCCAGUUUUGAUGGACUUGUUGAUGAUGUUAUUGAGCAUUACUCUAAAAUCAAAGAAAAUCCAGAGUUUCGUUCUCUUCCCAGCUUCCUAUUUGGACAGUCCAUGGGUGGAGCAGUUGCAUUAAAGAUACACCUGAAACAGCCUAAGGCAUGGGAUGGUGCCAUUCUUGUUGCACCUAUGUGUAAGAUUGCAGAUGACAUGGUUCCACCAAAGUUGGUCACUAAUCUCCUUAUUGGAUUAGCCAAUGUUUUACCAAAGCAUAAAUUGGUUCCAAACAAGGAUUUAGCGGAGGCUGCAUUCAGAGAUUUAAAGAAGAGGGAACAGACUGCUUACAAUGUUAUUGCUUACAAGGAUAAACCACGCUUGCAGAGUGCUGUAGAAUUGCUCAGAACUACUCAAGAAAUAGAACGGCGAUUGAAAGAAGUUUCUCUACCAUUAUUCAUCCUUCAUGGAAAGGCUGACACAGUGACUGAUCCAUCAGUGAGCAAAGCCUUGUAUGAGAAUGCAAGCUGUUCAGAUAAGAAGCUUAAGCUUUAUGAAGAUGCCUACCAUGCUCUUCUGGAGGGUGAGCCUGAUGAAGUGAUUACUGAAGUUUUUGAAGACAUCAUCUCUUGGCUUGAUGAACACAGCUUGAAACAGAACCAGCCUUCCUCCUAAUACCGAUAAAUUAAUUUUGCAAUCUUCUGAUUUAAAGAUGAAUAUUUUUAUUGGGAUUGUUUCAAGCAAUGGAAUAUAGAAUGCUUCCGUUAAAGUUGCCUAUUAUUUGCAGCUUACGUUCAGUGAAUACACCAUAACCUUGUUUUAUGUAUAUAACAUACAAGGUAUAUAUAUGUAUAUUUUUUUUUUCUUU